GAUCGUUAAUUAAAUUGAUAAAUGUUCAAAUUUAAUUAGAAAUUGGUUUUUUAAAUUAUCAAAUUUAAGUAAAGAAAUUUAAAACCGUUCUUUAUUUGUAACAAGUAUGUAAUUUGUUUUUGUUGACAAAGCAUAUUUCAAUUUUGCAUUAUUUCUAUACAUAUUUUUUUUCAUUUUAAACUUUGUUUACUAAAGCAAAAUCAUGCAAAUAACGUGGGAAAUGUUUAUGAUGGAUAUCUCAGUUCUGAAAGAAAAAUCUGACAGCCUAAACGACGGCUGGGAGAUCAAAGGAGAUCCUUCGCAAGUCGGCCUGGCUUAUCUUUUCAAAACUUUAAAGAAACCUUUAAAGCCCUCGAUGCCUCUAUCGUGUUGCCAAGAACUUGAAGAUGCCAGUUUAGAGUUAAAGCAACUAGAUUUUGCCUCAAAAUCUGCAUCAAACUCUUCAGAAAUGGUUGUUUUUGAGUAUCACAUUUUGUACAGCCUUAGUUACGGAGUUCCCGUUUUAUAUUUCAAUGCGUGGAAAUCCGACGGGAGUUUGCUUGAGAUCGAAAAGGUCUGGGAUUUAGCCUCUAGUCCUUACAAAGAUGCAGUCAAGGAGUCCAAAUGGGGGGCUGUCUCACAGCAAGACCACCCUAUUAUUGGCAAACCGUACUUCUUUUUCCAUCCCUGCAACACUGCGAGGCUUUUGGAAGAUGUUUGCAGUGGAGAUCCCAAAUCGAACAGAGUCUUGGCUUGGCUUAGCUUGGUCGCACCACUAGUUGGAUUGUCCAUCCCUUAUAAAUUUGCCAAAUAAACUGCGCAUCAGAGCAUAAUAAUUAAAUAAUAAAUUAAUCUCAAAAUUUUAAAAUUCUUUCACUUU
Neocloeon triangulifer is the source of this 859-nucleotide messenger RNA. It is a transcript of the gene Atg10, whose product is annotated as ubiquitin-like-conjugating enzyme ATG10. Gene Ontology annotation, cellular component: intracellular anatomical structure. Gene Ontology annotation, molecular function: Atg12 transferase activity. Bases 203 to 793 code for a protein of 196 amino acids. Gene Ontology annotation, biological process: protein modification by small protein conjugation; protein lipidation; macroautophagy. Lineage: Eukaryota; Metazoa; Arthropoda; Insecta; Ephemeroptera; Baetidae. The transcript has a single exon. The record is from RefSeq and is a predicted model, not a curated record.